AUGCGUACUCUUGCGGGGCUAGUAUGGCCCUUCCAGGGCUCAUUACUACCAGUAAUCCUAUCCAUCGCUCCAAAUAGCCUUCAAUGCCUAGCCUUGAGUGAAAGGUUUUACAACAACUACCUCGAGGCGCAAUCCCUUCUAAGAGGCGGAAUUGGGACUCGCGCUCUCCGAGACCUUGACCAAUUUGAGCAUCGCUCUCAUCUGCCUCGGUGCGAGAUGGGUUAUAUAAAAAAUCAAAAACAUUUCCUCUGCAACAUAAACUACGGUUCGAGUGAGGAUCUCCCAACUAUGGAUUCUAUUCCUACAGAAGACCAUAGAGCUAUCGAACUUAAAGUUGCAGUAGCCGAUCCAGCAAUGGCCACUAUGACCCUCCGAAUCGAAAUUUCAACGGCCACCCUUCCAAAUGUCAAUGCGCAGUUACCCACCGUCAUAUCGGUCGUAUCAUCUACUAUUGUCACACCUUUGGCUACCGAGGAACAUCGGAAAUACCACCACAGUUACCAUCACGAUGACGGCAGAAUCACAGAAUCUUCCGGAGAUCCAGAAUCAAUCGAAUUUGGGGACAGAGGUGGUCCUCUCGGCGGAGAAUUUUUUAGUAGGCUCGAAUACACUAGUACUGCUUAUCCCACACCAACUCGUAUGACUGGCCUUAGCAGAGGAGAACUGAUAAAAUUGGAGAUGAACUUCGAACAAGUGGCAAAAGCGGACUCAGCUUCAGCAUCCGCUAGUUUAUAUCUAUCCUACAAUCCUAUGUGGGACACGAUAGCAAUCACUGGGUCACAUACAGCAUCUAUCGCAACUUGGACAACAUCUACUAUGUAUGACGUUGUCAAUGUCUCCCCUUUCCCAUAUGGUCCGGAGACAGAAUUCAAAUACUGGGUCAGUGGAGAAAUUGACGUUGCGGUUAGCAGACUUAGUGAGGUCUGUCGCCGUAUCGAAGAGGUCGCCUCUAAAACAAAAUUCAUCCCUAUUUUAACAGAAGUUCUACCCGUGUCCUCUAGUCCUAAAAAAAACGUCACUUUGCAAGGAAGUUUCUUUGGAAUAGCUGUAUACAAUUCCGCUACCGCAACUUGGAAUGGACGUUGGGGCCCCUACGAUAGCGUGGCGAGAACUCUCCCGUUCAAUGCCACCGUCAGCGGAGCCGAUGGGCCAUAUACACGAUUUAUUUCUGAAGAUUGGUCUGUAAAUCGACCCUUCUCAGAGGGGAAUGAGGCAGAUCUUAUCAAAAGUUAUGCAGAAAUUGGGCCCAUUGGCAUGGUUUCUCAAGUUGGCCUAUGGCAUACCUACCGGUUCAAAGAUUCAAAUACAUGGGGUCGCUCGAACCCUCUCGCUAGGGAAACUCGAGUCCCAAUCCGCAUCGACGCCGUUGGCUCUACAAAUGCACUACUUACAGCUCGGGGCGCUGUAACGAUUACCGUCCCCGCGGUCACAGAAAUCGUCACCCAAACAAAAACCGUCACGAAUACCCAUAUUCCUCUCUUUGGUCGGUUUGCAAAAGCCAAGGGUACGUCAGCAGAGAGGAGAACCGACCAGGGAUCCCGCUUCCUCCUAUGGCUCCCCUGGAUCAUUUUCUUCUGGGUCCUCAUUUUCAUCUGCUCUUUUUCUCUCAUUUGGCACCGUUUAUCCGGCUUCAUAGAAAGGCAAUGGCGCAGGCUGGUCCGAUUCUUUCGGCCCGAAAUUGAACCAACUGAUUCGUCGUUUUGGAAUAUCAUACCAACGAUUCGAAGGCCAGCGGUGCGAAAGGUUUCAGGUAGCGAGGUCAUCGAUCCUGCAAGGCUUCAAUCAGCCCGUCAUAGAGGAAGCAAAGAAUCAUUCCAAUCUGUUGAACUGGACUGA
Orbilia oligospora ATCC 24927 is the source of this 1836-nucleotide messenger RNA. RefSeq lists its product as uncharacterized. The coding region runs from base 1 to 1836 and encodes 611 amino acids. NCBI's taxonomy places the organism in Eukaryota, Fungi, Ascomycota, Orbiliomycetes, Orbiliales, Orbiliaceae. The transcript is spliced from 2 exons. The record is from RefSeq and is a predicted model, not a curated record.